AUGCCUUCGCCUUGGUCGCCGUCGGCCCAGGAUCACGAUCCCAUGUUGGAGGCCGGUACGCCCAGCAGGACGGGUCAACUCAAUACGAAGAAGAGCUUGGUCAGGCCGGAGCGCCGAAGGAACAAUCCAGACGAGCCGGACUACUACUACCGGAAACAUGCCCAGAACAUGAACAUCAGACCCUCUGCGACCGGUCGAGACCCACAAUGGGAGGAUGACAUGGAGACAAUGGGUUCGGAAGAGUCUUCAAGACUGCAGGGCUCGGAAGAUGGUCCUUGGCAAGAGAAGGCCGCCCUGGAGCGAGGCAAGAGUUCGGCUACGAGAAAGAGCAGGAAGCGACAUGCCAAUAAGCUCACUCGCAGGACGACCGACAAGGAGCGGGACAAGGAAGAAAAGGAGCUCCGGCGCCAGAAGAUCCAGGAGGCGAGCGGGACACCGACGCUGUGGGGUGCCUACUGCCAUGCCAUCACCUUCUGGGCCCCAAAUGUCGUCUUGUCCUGCUUCGGCAAGAAGCAGAAGGAGCAGCAGCGAGCAUGGCGCGAGAAGAUGGGUUUGAUCUCCGUCAUUCUCGUCAUCAUGCUCUUUGUCGGUUUCCUCACCUUCGGCUUCACGCAGACGGUCUGUCCGGACGGUGGGCCCCUGCGAUUGCAGGUGAACAAGGUUGGCCCAGGGUACAUGAUCUUCCACGGACAGGCAUACGACCUCACCCACUCUCAGCAUCCGCUGGCAAGAGGCGUUGCGGACGGCAGCAACGUACUCUUCGAUACCGACCCCAAGGGCUCGGGCAUGGACGGCAGCUUCAUGUUCCAGAACGUGAACGGAGCUUGCAAGGGCUUGAUCACCCCGGCGGACAACUCGGAUGUCCCCACAGACAGCUCGGGCAGUCUGGCGUGGUACUUCCCUUGCAAUCUGUACAAGCAGGACGGCUCAUCUGCUGUGAAUGACUCGGUGGGUUACUACUUGGGCUAUGCCUGUCACACUCAGCGCCAAGCGCGCGACGACUUCUACCGUCUGAAAUCUUCGGGCGAUGUUUACUUUACUUGGGACGACGUGAGGAACCAAUCUCGAAAUCUGAUGGUCUUCUCGGGUGAUGUCCUGGACCUCAACCUUCUGGAAUGGUUCAACAAAUCUCAGGUCGCCUACCCGGACAAGUUUGACGAGAUCCGUCUCAACUCGGCCGUGCGUGGCAAGGACGUGACCUUGGCCUUCUCUUCGGGCCAGAACAAGCAGAUUGCGCAAUGCUUCCAGGACAUUAUCAAAGUGGGAUCCAUCGACACGGAGACCGUCGGCUGCAUCGCAUCCAAGGUCGUGCUGUACGUGUCGCUGAUUUUCAUUCUGAGUAUUGUAUUGAUCAAGUUCGUCUUGGCUCUCCUCUUCCAAUGGUUCCUCUGCCGCAAGUACGCAGCCGCCAAGACGAGUAUGACCAAGGACAAGAAGAAGCGGCAACAGCAGAUCGAGGACUGGACCGACGACAUUUACCGCCCGCCGCCAAAGAUCACAGACCCUGCUUCUGUCGGCGGUAGCGAUCGCCCUUCCAAGCGUGGUAGCUUCCUGCCUACGACUUCACGUUUCACCAGCCCCUACGCAAUCGAGAACAACAGGAAAUCCGCGCAGCCAACCACCAUGGUUUCUCAGCAUUCAUCCGCGAGACUGAACCCUGCUGCGGCGGCCAUGUACGGUCACUCCGAUCGGUCCGAUGGCGCUGUCGGAGGACUUCAUGACGGCAGCAGAACGGCGUACGACGAGAGUAGGGCCAGCUUGAUGGAUUCACACCAGCUCGCAUCGUCCACGCAGCGAUAUAGCAGCACCAUGGACACGGACGGCAGCGGUCCGCAGGGCUUCGUUCACGAGUCGGUCGUGCCGCAGCCGCCUCCGGAGUGGCAGCCAUUCGGUUUCCCACUCGCGCACACCAUGUGUCUUGUCACUGCCUACUCCGAAGGUCCCGAAGGUCUCCGAACCACCCUGGACUCCGUUGCCAUGACCGACUACCCGAACAGCCACAAACUCAUCUACGUCGUCUGCGAUGGUCUCAUCAAGGGGAAAGGUGAGACUCUCAGCACACCCGACGCGGUCGUCAGCAUGAUGAAGGACUUCUCCACCUUGCCGGACGAAGUGCAGCCCUUCUCCUACGUUGCCGUGGCGAGUGGAAGCAAGCGUCACAACAUGGCCAAAGUCUACUGCGGCUUCUACGACUACGGUCCCGACAGCAUCAUUCCCGUCGAGAGACAGCAGCGUGUACCCAUGGUCACCAUCGUCAAGUGCGGUACCCCUGCCGAAGCUGACAAGCCCAAGGCCGGCAAUCGAGGAAAGCGUGACUCUCAGAUCAUCCUCAUGUCGUUCUUGCAGAAGGUCAUGUUCGACGAGCGGAUGACUGAGCUCGAGUACGAGAUGUUCAAUGGUAUCUGGAGGCUCACGGGCAUUUCGCCGGACUUUUACGAGAUAGUGCUGAUGGUCGACGCUGACACGAAAGUGUUCCCGGAUUCGCUCACUCACAUGGUGUCGGCCAUGGUCAAAGACCCUGAGAUCAUGGGUCUGUGCGGAGAGACCAAGAUUGCGAACAAGACUGCCUCGUGGGUCUCGAUGAUACAGGUCUUCGAAUACUUCAUCUCGCAUCACCAGUCCAAGGCUUUCGAAAGCUGCUUCGGCGGUGUCACAUGCUUGCCGGGAUGUUUCUGCAUGUACCGCAUCAAGGCUCCCAAGGGUGGACAGAACUACUGGGUGCCCGUCCUCGCCAAUCCCGACAUCGUGGAGCACUACUCGGAGAACGUCGUCGACACGCUGCACAAGAAGAAUCUGCUCCUGCUGGGUGAGGAUCGAUAUCUGACCUCGCUGAUGCUCAAGACCUUCCCGAAGCGAAAGCAGAUGUUCAUCCCGCAAGCCGUAUGCAAGACGACCGUUCCGGACGAGUUCAAGGUCUUACUUUCGCAAAGAAGACGAUGGAUCAACUCGACGGUGCACAAUCUGAUGGAGCUGGUCCUCGUCCGAGACCUCUGCGGUACUUUCUGCUUCAGCAUGCAAUUCGUGCUGUUCAUCGAGUUGGUCGGAACGCUGGUGCUCCCUGCCGCUAUUGCCUUCACCAUCUACGUCGGUACGUAAUCACCAUCACUCCAUCCGUUCCGGGCCAUCCUUACUGACAAUUUCUCCAGUCGCCCUCGGCCUCAAAGCCGCAAUCACCCACACCACUGCGCCCACGAUCCCCCUCGUCCUCCUUGCCCUCAUCCUCGGUCUCCCCGGCGUCCUCAUCAUCAUCACCGCUCACCGCGUCUCGUACGUCAUGUGGAUGUUAAUCUACCUCCUCUCCCUGCCCGUGUGGAAUUUCAUCUUGCCUACCUACGCCUACUGGCACUUUGAUGACUUCUCCUGGGGCGAUACGCGACAGGCUGCAGGGGAGGAGAAGGGGGCUGAUAAAAGUGGUCAUGGAGGAGAUGGACAGUUUGAUUCGAGUAAGAUUACGAUGAAGCGAUGGGGUGAUUUUGAACAGGAACGGAGACUGAGGGGGAAUGUCGGUUGGGUUGGUAGUAAUGGGCUGAGGAGCGAGAGUCCGAGUGCGACGACUUACGUGGGUGGUGGGUAUUCGGGUGGUGGGCAUGAGAGGAAGGUGAGUGAGAGGCAUUAUUAA
Molecule: messenger RNA, 3619 nt
Organism: Lecanosticta acicola
Lineage: Eukaryota; Fungi; Ascomycota; Dothideomycetes; Mycosphaerellales; Mycosphaerellaceae
Source: the annotation of a GenBank genome assembly